Messenger RNA from Tetrahymena thermophila SB210, 1770 nucleotides. RefSeq names its product kinase domain protein. The record is from RefSeq and is a predicted model, not a curated record. The transcript is spliced from 20 exons. Gene Ontology annotation, biological process: inflammatory response; positive regulation of transcription by RNA polymerase II; positive regulation of MHC class I biosynthetic process. NCBI's taxonomy places the organism in Eukaryota, Ciliophora, Oligohymenophorea, Hymenostomatida, Tetrahymenidae. Gene Ontology annotation, molecular function: protein binding.
AUGCCUAUUUAAUUUACAAAAGGCGAAAUUUUCAAUAAAAUUGGUGAUGAAGGUGUAUCAGACUUAAGUUCUACUUUAGCAAAGUGCAUUAAUCUCUCAAAUUUGGCUCUUAACCUUGGUUCCAAUGAAAUUGGUGAAAUAGGUGUAUCAGGCUUAGGUUUUGGUUUAGUAAAGUGCAUUAAUCUCUCAAAUUUGACACUUAAACUUGAUUUCAAUAAAAUUGGUAAAAUAGGUGCAUCAGGCUUAGGUUCUGCUUUAGCAAAGUGCAUUAAUCUCUCAAAUUUGACACUUAACCUUGAUUGGAAUUAAAUUGGUGAUGAAGGUGCAUCAGGCUUAUGUUCUGCUUUAGCAGAGUGUAUUAAUCUCUCAAAUUUGAAACUUAAUCUUAGUUUCAAUAAAAUUGGUGAGGAAGGACCAUCAGGCUUAGGUUCUGGUUUAGCAAAGUGCAUUAAUCUCUCAAAUUUGACACUUAAUCUUAGCCACAAUUAUAUAGGUGAUGAAGGGGUAUCAGGCUUAUGUUCAGCUUUAGCAAAAGGCAUUAAUCUCUCAAAUUUGGCACUUAACCUUGAUUUCAAUAAAAUUGGUGAUGAAGGAGCAUCAGGCUUAGGUUCUGGUUUAGCAAAGUGCAUUAAUCUCUCAAAUUUGACACUUAACCUUGAUGUGAAUUAAAUUAGUGAUAAAGGGGUAUUAGGCUUAGGUUCUGCUUUAGCAAAGUGCAUUAAUCUCUCAAAUUUGAAACUUAAUCUUAGAACAAAUUAUAAUAUUCAAUGGGGCGGUAUAGGAUUCGAACCCCCGAUAUCACUGCUAAGACCCUCCGACUCGCCCACUCGAGCCGCUUAGCCCUUCUAUAUUGGUGAUGAAGGUGCAUCAGGCUUAGGUUCUGGUUUAGCAAAUUGCAUUAAUCUCUCAAAUUUGACACUUGACCUUUAUUCCAAUAAAAUUGGUGAUGAAGGUGCAUCAGGCUUAGGUUCUGGUUUAGCAAAUUGCAAUAAUCUCUCAAAUUUGACACUUCACCUUAAUAAGAAUUAAAUUGGUGCAAUGGGUGCAAAAGGCUUAGGUACUGGUUUAGCAAAUUGCAUUAAUCUCUCAAAUUUGACACUUGACCUUAAUUAGAAUUAAAUUGGUGUAAUGGGUGCUUCAGGCUUAGGAUUUGGUUUAGCAAAUUGCAUUAAUCUCUCAAAUUUGACACUUGUCCUUAAUUCCAAUAAAAUUGGUGAUGAAGGUGCAUCAGGCUUAGGUUCUGGUUUAGCAAAAAACAUUAAUCUCUCAAAUUUGAGAAUUUACCUUAAUUACAAUAAAAUUGGUGCAAUUGGUGCAUCAGGCUUAGGUUCUGGUUUAGCAAAUUGCAUUAAUCUCUCAAAUUUGACACUUUACCUUAAUUAGAAUUAAAUUGGUGUAAUGGGUGCAUCAGGCUUAGGUUCUGGUUUAGCAAAUUGCAAUAAUCUCUCAAAUUUGACACUUCACAUUAAUUAGAAUUAAAUUGGUGUAAUGGGUGCAUCAGGUUUAGGCUCUGGUUUAGCAAAUUGCAUUAAUCUCUCAAAUUUGACACUUUACCUUAAUAAGAAUUAAAUUGGUGACAAAGGUGCAUCAGGCUUAGGUUCUGGUUUAGCAAAUUGCAAAAAUCUCUUAAAUUUGAGACUUGACCUUAAUAAGAAUUAAAUUGGUGCAAUGGGUGCAAAAGGCUUAGGUACUGGUUUAGCAAAUUGCAUUAAUCUCUCAAAUUUGACACUUGACCUUAAGUAAAAACAGUUUAUUUGUUUUGGAUUGUGA